UUCCAUGGAGACCUCGGCUAACAAACAAGACGGUUUAGCUAAGCUGGGUGUCUCAGGGGAGUCGGUUUACUUGUGUUUAUUUUUACAUUUUACUCUUUUAUUCUGGAUAAUUGAAGCAUAAAGUAGUAUUUUUAAAAACAUUUAGAACGUUUAGAGCAGUUUUAAAGAGCAUUAUAAUGUCCGCGUACACAACCCACGGUCUUCCGUUCCUGCCGGGUAACACAUUCCGGAACACAGCGAAGUCAGCGUUCCACAAAGCUCAGACUCUGUCCUAUAAGAACGGCUAUGCACUGCCCCUUCGGCCAAAAGUUGGAAUCGGACAGCAGCCCUUGAUCUCAGAAACACUUCUUCAUAAUGAGAUGAACCAGCUCAUUAAUCAAACUUCCGGCAUGUCCCUCAGCACCUCCACCCACACACCUCCAACCGACUUCAUCCCUGACUAUGUUGCCUACGACAAAAAGGUGCUACGGUUUUAUGGCUACUUCAAGCAGGAAGUGCUGGACUCUCCAGAUGAGCGCUGGCGUGUGCGUCCCGUGUUGAUUUAUUACCACCUAGAGGACGACAGCAUGUGCGUGAUGGAACCUGAGGUGGAGAACUCUGGAUUGCCGCAGGGGAAGCUGCUCAAACGUCAGCUGCUGCCUAAAAACGAGCGUGGAGAGCACUACCACUGGAAAGACCUGAACCUUGCCAUGGACCUGUGUGCGUAUGGAAGCACGUUCAGAAUCACACAUUGUGACGCCUUCACCCAGGAGUUUAUGGAGAGCCAGGGUAUGGUUCUGAAUGAGCCUGAGUCGACCCCCUGUGACCCUUAUACCACUCGUCGAGCUCAGCCUGAACGCUGCUUCGUCACCCCAUCAGACUAUGACCAUCUUAAGCAGUUUCUCACCAUGGACCGCAAGGUGUUGCGGUUCUUUGCUCUGUGGGACAACUCUGAUUCUGUGUACGGAGAGAAGCGUCCUGUAAUCAUACAUUAUUAUCUGGUGGAUGGUUCAGUGGAGAUCCGUGAGGUUCAAGAGCCCAACAGUGGCAGAGACCCUUUCCCCGUUCUGCUGCGUAGACAGAGGAUACCGAAGGACAUCAAACCGACCUGCAAACCCUUCCCUACCUGCAUUCUGGAAUUUUCUCCACAAGACGUUCAGGAGUUCUACUGUCCAAAGGACUUCUGCAUUGGGGAGGAGCUGAAGCUCAUGGGAAAGCAUUUCCUGCUCUGUGACACUGACGAGUUUACGCGAAAAUACUACGAGCAUCAUCAUCCCGACAUCCUGCUCAAGCCUCUUCCCAUGGAGAAGAAAACCCAGCAAGAGAGCCGCAGGGUGAUCCCACCUUACAACGGCUUCGGCUUACUGGAGGACUCGCUCCAGAACUGUUUCUCUCUGAUUCCAAAACCACCUAAGAAAGAUCUACUAAAACUGCUUGAGAAUGACCAUAAAGUCCUGCGCUAUGCUGCCAAGCUGGACUCCCAAAAUCCUCAGGAUGAGGGCCGUCGCUUUGUUCUUCACUACUACCUGUCUGACGACAUGAUCAGCAUCUUUGAGAUGCCCAGACGCAACUCGGGCAUCGUCGGAGGAAAGUUCCUGGAGAAGACACGAGUCCCCAAACCGGGAUGCACACCAGAGAACCCUCAAUACUACAAACCAGGCGACUUCGCCAUUGGAGCCACGGUGGAAGUUUUCAGACGUCGGUUCAUUUUGAUGGAAGCUGAUCAGUAUGUGCUCGACUACCUUGAGUCAGUAUCAGAACAGGAGCGAAUUCCUGAGCAGACCCUCUCUUCACUCAGGCAAGCUCUAGGGCAAAAUGCUGUGAACCCAGAACAGCCUGAACCACUGCCCACAGAUGAUGGAAUUGCUAGUUCUUCUUGAAUGUUCUCCAGCAGAGAUGCCUCCUUCUCCUUUAGACAAAUGAAGGUUCUUUACUCUUUCACUGUCAGUCCUUUUAAUUUCAUUCUUAGGUGUUGAACUAUUAAAUUGUCAUGCCAUGUA
Molecule: messenger RNA, 1979 nt
Organism: Trichomycterus rosablanca
Lineage: Eukaryota; Metazoa; Chordata; Actinopteri; Siluriformes; Trichomycteridae
Gene: efhc1
Product: EF-hand domain (C-terminal) containing 1
Exons: 10
Coding region: 177-1859 (560 amino acids)
Biological process (GO): cilium-dependent cell motility; mitotic cytokinesis; mitotic spindle organization
Cellular component (GO): axoneme; mitotic spindle
Molecular function (GO): alpha-tubulin binding
Source: RefSeq, a predicted model, not a curated record